AUGAGUGCUAUGAACGCAAAAGCCUGUUCUGAAGGUGAGGAAGAAGCCUCGGAAAUGAGGAUCAAGACCUUGGGGGACAGCGGCUGCUCGGGAGACAUCAAGAGGGGACAAGUGAUUCUUGUUGCCUACCUGAUUGCAACCCUAGAGCUGACCUUCCUCUUCAUGCAGAUGGGAGUCAUGCCUUACUUGGCAAAGAGCCUAGGUUUGGAUUCAGUGGGAUUUGGCUACCUCCAGACAACCUUUGGUGUCCUCCAGCUUGUGGGAGGUCCCAUUUUUGGAAGAUUUGCAGAUCAAUUUGGCAUCCGAGCUGCCUUAAUUCUCUCCUGUGCAUCUGGAAGUACCUUCUUCCUGCUCAUGUCGAUCUCCACCAGCAUCCCUUUCCUUUUCCUCUCCAGGCUGCCAGCAGUGUUCAUGCAUGGGCUACCAGGUGCUCAGAAGGUUAUUACAGACGUGACUACUCCUGCCCAACGUGCUGAUGCUUUAGGGAAGCUGGGUCUUUGCUUUGGAAUAGGCAUCAUCGUUGGCUCUGCCCUGGGGGGUGUCCUCUCCACCAAAUUUGGGUGA
Messenger RNA from Phaethon lepturus (White-tailed tropicbird), 564 nucleotides. Its product is annotated as solute carrier family 22 member 18-like. NCBI's taxonomy places the organism in Eukaryota, Metazoa, Chordata, Aves, Phaethontiformes, Phaethontidae. The coding region runs from base 1 to 564 and encodes 187 amino acids. The transcript has 4 exons. The record is from RefSeq and is a predicted model, not a curated record. Gene Ontology annotation, molecular function: transmembrane transporter activity. Gene Ontology annotation, biological process: transmembrane transport.